Oppiella nova is the source of this 1182-nucleotide messenger RNA. Lineage: Eukaryota; Metazoa; Arthropoda; Arachnida; Sarcoptiformes; Oppiidae. The record is from the annotation of a GenBank genome assembly.
AGAAAACAAGGAAAUACUUGUUGGCAAAAGGUGUAAAAAAAUUGGGAUUUUUUGAGAAAAUCAAACUUAAGUGAAGACUGUUUGGUACUAAACAUAUGGACACCUAAUGUGCAAAACAAUAACUCAUCGAAAACACUAAAACCAAUCAUGUUUUGGAUACAUGGAGGGGGUUUGAACGGAGGGUCUGUUGAAUUAUAUAACGGCAGUGUUUUGGCCACAAAUGAUGUGGUGGUUGUGGCCGUGAACUACAGACUCGGAUGGUUUGGUUUCAUAUACGGGGAUCGGGAGGACGCGCCCGGAAAUGUGGGCUUUUAUGACCAGUUAUUAGCUCUGAAAUGGGUUAGAGAAAAUAUACAUCAAUUUGGUGGGGAUAGGGAUCGGAUCACUAUAUUUGGUGAGAGCGCCGGUAGUUGGUCCGUAUCGGCACAUGUAUUAUCGCCCUUAACAAGAGGUUUGUUUAGACGGGCUAUAAUGCAAAGCGGAUCCAUUUUGGGUAAUAAGGACAGGGAUCCCGUCAAUAAAACUGAAGCACUAAAUAUGGCCAAAGAGUUAUCAAAACAACUGAAUUGUACGGAAGGGGAAGAUUGGCUCAAAUGUCUGAGAGGUGUCGACCCCUCGGAAUUUGCAGCACUUUAUAAAAAGCCCACGUAUGCCGUGUUUGGCACGCAAUACCUUCCCGUUUCCGCACAAAACGCAUUUGAAAAUAAUAAUUUUAAUACAGACAUCGAUUUAAUAGCAGGCAUUACACAGAAUGAAGGGUCGACCCUCUCAGAGGCAUAUAUGGGUCGACCCAAGAAUAUGACUGUCCAAACGUACAAUGAAUUGUUAGCUAAUUUAAACGCCAGAAAUUACCCAGUUGAUGUGGAUAGUGUGACCAACUUUUACCUCCGGGGUGUCAACCGAAGUAAUUCAACAGCCCUUCGAUGGGCUUUCUAUGACCUGUUCGCUGAUCUCUGUAUGAAUUGUCCGACUUAUCUGUUCGCCAAACAAAUGGCUAAACAAAUGGGAGGCAGACAUAACGUAUACUUCUAUGAACUCACGUAUCAAAUGCCAGAAAUAGCACAAUUAGGACGUUUGGAGGGCAAAGGGAUUAUUCACGGAAUGGAUGUGCCCUUUGUGUUUGGCAUACCGUUCCUACUUCCUGAUAUAGCCACACCGGUAGAUGUCAACUUCAGUUUACAU